Molecule: messenger RNA, 1053 nt
Organism: Aspergillus steynii IBT 23096
Lineage: Eukaryota; Fungi; Ascomycota; Eurotiomycetes; Eurotiales; Aspergillaceae
Product: SDR family NAD(P)-dependent oxidoreductase
Exons: 3
Coding region: 76-1020 (314 amino acids)
Source: RefSeq, a predicted model, not a curated record
CUUACUUCUCUUGCUCUUACACCUUUCACCUUUCAUCUCCUGUACCUUCAGCACUCACACCCUACACAAACCAUCAUGUCUGGCGCAGCGAAACAGCGUCUCCAAGCCCUCAGCCAACAGCUCGUCGAGGGCAUCCCCGACGCCGGGUCCUUCGAGGGGAUGCCGAAGAUCCGUCAAGUCGCGGGGGAUUCAGUCGGACCUCGCGUCAAAGAUAAAGUCGCCAUUGUGACCGGCGCAAACUCCAUCGCCGGCAUCGGCCGCGCAGCAGCGCACCUCUACGCCGCCAACGGCGCCAAAGCCGUCUACAUCUGCGACUUCAGCACAAGCAACCUCGACGCGCACGCGCGCGAACUCAACACCCUCUACCCCUCCGUCUCAAUCCACGUGCACCAAUUCGACGCCGCCGACUCCACCGCCGUGUCAGCCGUCAUCACCGACGCAAUCACGCGCUACGGCCGGUUAGACAUCUACUUCGCGAACGCGGGCAUCGUGGGCCAACCGAAGCUCUUCACCGACAUAACCAGCGACGAGUUCAUGAGCACGCUGCGCACGAACACACUGGGUGUGUUUUUGGCCGUGAAGCACGCGGCCGCGGGGAUGCGGAUCACCUCGCCGCAGAAACAGUAUCCGGGGGGCUCGAUAAUCUGCACGGCGUCGGUGGCGGGGCUGCGCUCGAACGCGGGGUCGACGGAUUACUCGGCGUCGAAGGCAGCGGUGGUAUCGAUUGCGCAGACGUGCGCGUAUCAGUUGACCGGGUCCGGGGUAAGGGUGAAUGCGAUCUGUCCCGGGUUGAUUGAGACGGGGAUGACGCAGGCGUUGUUCGAUACGGCGAGGGAGAGGGGCACGCAGCGGAAGAUCGGGCAGUUGAAUCCGUUGCAGAGGGGGGCGGUGGCGGAUGAGGUGGCCCGGGUGGCGCUGUUCCUUGGGAGUGAUGAGAGUAGCUACGUGAAUGGGCAGGCGUGGGCGGUUUGUGGGGGGUUGAGUGCGGGACAUCCGUUCGUGCCGGGGAAGUUGGCGUGAGCUGGUGGUGUUCUUGUGUAUAUAUGCGUACGG